AUGGAUCCUAAAGUGGUGGGGGAUGAAUUUGCAAAGCAGUACUAUCUCAUCUCGAAAAGUCUCCCGCAUGAGCUCCAUCGGUUUUAUACAGAUGCCAGCUAUAUUGGGAGGCUUAUUGGACAAGAUAGAGUGAUGCGUGUAUCCACCUUAUCGGAUAUAGGUGAUAAUAUUAAUGUGCUAUCUUCUGGAGGUUUUGACUCGGCUGAGGUAACAAGUAUCGUUUCCCAAGACUCUGAAGAUGGGAAUGUCAUGGUCGAUGUCGGUGGCUACUUCACUUUUAAAGAGACGCUUGAAAGGAGCUACUUCACCCAAACUUUCAUUCUUUAUCUACAAGAGGAAAAGCCGAAGAAUGUCUACAUUGUUCUAAAUGACAUUCUCAGAUUUCAUAACCGACGCCUUCCUCCUGUUGCAGAGAGAGUUUCUGAACCAAAUGAUGGACUUGGAGAUGUUUCCAAGAUAUCUGAUGCCUCUCCUGCGAUACAAGAUGAUCAAGCUCAACAUCCUCCUGCACGACAACCUGCUAAAGCGGUGGGGGAUGAAUUUGCAAAGCAGUACUUUCGCCUCUUGCGUGAGUUUCCGCAGCAUCUUGAUAAGGUUUAUCAAGAUAACAGUCAGAUUGCACGGCCUGUAGAGGGUGGAAUGAUGCGCGUCUUCACCUUCUCGGAGAAACAUGAGAAUCUUAAUAUGCUAUCUUCUGGAGGUUUUGAUUCGGCGGAGGUAACAUGUAUCACUUCAACAGACUCUCAAAAUGGGGGUGUCUUGGUCAUUGUCAGUGGCUACUUCACUUUAAACAUGAGACGUGAAAGGGACUUCAUGCAAACUUUCUUUCUUGCUCCCCAAGAAGCACCCAACAGCUACUUUGUUUUCACCGACAUCUUCAACUUUGUUGAUAACGAUGGAAGAGUUGUUUCUGGGGAAGACUCUAAAGCAUCCAUUCUUUCUGUUAAUGAUGCUGCGUUGACUGAGGAGUGUUCAUCAGUUCACGUACGAAGUAUUCCUCCAGGUGGAAGAAACAUUCCGGCGAUUAGGGAUGCAUUUAAGAGGUUUGGACGAAUAAAAAAUGGGGGAAUUCGAAUUAUAAACCCUGGUUGGAACUAUUGCUAUGCCUUUGUGGAGUUUGAGGAAGCAAAUGCCGCCAAGAGAGCAAUAAAGGCGUCUCGUGUGUGGAUUGCUGGGCGAUUAGUUGAAGUGAGCAAACCGCGAAGUCAAGGUUUCCUUGAACAGAGGAAGACUCACGAGGAAGAAGAAGCGAGUAUGAUGCUUCAGGGAGGGACAAGCGAGCAAUUGGGAGAUUUCGACUUAUGGGACUGGCUCAAAUCAAUGCAGGUGGAGAGUAUUCUUCACGGAGAUUGCCGUGUUGGGGACUAUUCGCAGUCGCAGGUCAUGGAGGAGCAUCGCAAGUUUCUGGAGGAGUUACAGAGAAAACACGAUGAUGAGAACCAAAACUGAACCUCCUGUCCUGACUAGUUUUGUAAAUAGAGUGUGGAGCUAACAAAACUGAACCUCCUGUCC
Molecule: messenger RNA, 1512 nt
Organism: Thlaspi arvense
Lineage: Eukaryota; Viridiplantae; Streptophyta; Magnoliopsida; Brassicales; Brassicaceae
Source: the annotation of a GenBank genome assembly